Orbicella faveolata is the source of this 2887-nucleotide messenger RNA. Its product is annotated as solute carrier family 23 member 2-like. NCBI's taxonomy places the organism in Eukaryota, Metazoa, Cnidaria, Anthozoa, Scleractinia, Merulinidae. Gene Ontology annotation, cellular component: membrane. Gene Ontology annotation, molecular function: transmembrane transporter activity. Gene Ontology annotation, biological process: transmembrane transport. The record is from RefSeq and is a predicted model, not a curated record.
UCGGAAACAUUUGGUGCGUUUUCAGAGCCGGUGAAACCCCCAUUUUCGAAUUCCUCCGGCGUGGGAGUGUGGUAAAAUGAAUUUUCAUGUCUGCUGCAGAGAACGUGCUGGGAAACAGGUUCCUCCUGGGAAAAAAAACAGUUGAAAAAUUUGCUAGCAAUUAGGAAAUUGUUUUAGAAAUGCUUAUGUUUUGGUUACUUCUUGGCAAUUUUAGUUCCUGUUGAAUUAUGAUAAAUUAGCUUGUUGUGCGAUGCUCCUGUUUUUCAAGGAGUCCAUCCACAUAACGAAACCGUUACACAAGGGAAGGUGUUGACGAAAGUUUGGUAAUUAGUCAUCUCCUAAUAGACUUUGAACCUGGGUUUGUAGAUAUCCGAGCCCCAGGCUGGUAGUCAACCACGGCCUGAAAACAAAAAGAAAGCUCUUGGCUUGUCUUACCUUAUCGACGAGAACCCGCCAUGGUACAUCUGCUUAUUAUUGGGUUUCCAGCAUUUCCUGACCAUGUUAGGUGGAACAUUGGCAAUUCCUUUCAUUCUGAGUGGUCCGAUGCGUUUUGCGAACAACACACUUGUCAUCAGUGAAGUACUGAGUACAAUAUACUUUGUGUCUGGUCUUGUUACCCUGCUACAGACGACUUUAGGAAUCAGACUUCCAAUCGUUCAAGGAGGAACCUUUGGCUUCAUUACUCCGACAUUUGCCAUCUUGUCUCUACCACAGUGGGAAUGUCCCAUUUCCAAAGCAUCUUGUAACUCGACGGAAAGCCUACUCAUCGACAGCGAUGAGAUUUGGAAACCUCGCAUGAGAGAGAUUCAAGGCGCCAUAAUGAUCUCGUCGCUGUUCCAAAUCGUAAUCGGUCUCACUGGUCUUGUUGGCGUUCUUCUUCGCUUCAUUGGACCGCUUACCAUAGCACCUACAAUCACUUUGGUAGGCGUGGCACUCUUUAGAGUAGCAGCGGAUCACGCAGGAAAUCACUGGGGAAUUUCAAUGACUACUAUCGUCCUAAUAGCGUUGUUUUCGCAAUACCUAACCAAUGUCAAGAUUCCUGUGCCUGCAUACAGCGGAGGACGGGGAGGUCUUUACGUUGGCCGCUUUCCAUUGUUCAGAAUAUUUCCAAUCAUCCUGGCGAUCGCAGUAUCAUGGGUAAUUUGUGCCGUCAUCACUGUAGCGGGAGGUUUUCCUUCUGAUUCCAGCAUUCCUCAGUACAUGGCGAGAACUGACGCAAGGACUAAUGUGCUAAAAGAAGCUAAAUGGUUCAGGUUUCCGUAUCCAGGUCAGUGGGGAAUGCCUACUGUAAGCGCCGCCGGGGUGUUUGGGAUGCUUGCAGGGGUGUUGGCCUCCAUUAUUGAAUCUGUGGGAGACUACUACGCCUGCGCAAGAUUGUCAGGAGCACCUCCACCCCCAAAACACGCUAUCAACCGUGGAAUUGCGUGGGAAGGAAUUGGUUGUCUUUUGGCGGGAGCAUUUGGUACCGGAAAUGGAACAACUUCGUACAGUGAGAACAUUGGAGCCAUCGGGAUCACAAAAGUUGGAAGCCGUCGUGUCGUCCAGUGGGGUGCAAUGGUUGUAAUGGCUAUCGGUGUUGUUGGUAAAAUUGGCGCGGUUUUCGUCAGCAUUCCAGAUCCCAUUGUUGGUGGAGUUUUCAUGGUCAUGUUUGGAAUGAUCGCUGCAGUUGGCAUCUCAAAUCUACAAUUUGCUGACAUGAAUUCCUCCAGAAACUUGUUCAUCGUUGGAUUUUCCAUUGUGUUUGGAUUAGCUCUGCCACAUUACAUGGAAAAUCAUCCUAACGCAAUUGAAACAGGUGUUUCUGAAAUUGACCAGAUAGUGACGGUCCUCUUGAAAACAAGCAUGGCAGUGGGUUGCUUUAUUGCACUGAUUCUGGACAACACCAUUCCGGGUACCAUUGAGGAACGCGGGCUCAAGGCUUGGAGGCAACAUCUUUCAGUUGGCGAUGACGAACAGUUUCAAACAGCUUCUAUUAAAGUCUAUGAUCUGCCGUUUUGUUUCCGACGCCUUGGUAACCUCAAAGUAGCCAGGUAUUUGCCCUUCCUGCCGUACAACGGUGACCAGCAAGAGACCAGACGAAAUGUGGAAAUGGAAAACUUUAGCUCUAAGCUGUAGAAUAACAUUAAUCAGUGUAGACUGGAGUCGCCUGCAUAGCAAAUGUUCUCAUAGAAGCGAAGAGGUUUCCGCAUUCUGGCCGAUCGUUUUGCUCUCGACUCAGUUUGCGUAGCCAUAAUGUGAAAAACUCUUCGCUCGUAGAGAGACGCUUGUUACCUUGUUUAAGACUGAAGGGAAAUGUUUCCUUGAAGUCGCUGAUACAAUUAUUGAUAAAGGAUAGUGAGAAACAGGAUUUUUGUCAUGAGGCCAAGUUUUCGAUGUCAACUUUUGUGUGGUAUGAUCGAUAUUGGGUGCCAUUUUGUCCCCAAAGCUUUUCUUACAAAAAUGUUUACUUUUCCUGGCAUAGCAUAUUUGAGUGCCACGUGCACGGCAUCGAAUUGUAAUUAUCAUCAUAUGGUCAUCAUCGUGUGCACUGAAGUUAGUUCUUUAAUUGAUUUCAACCAAUACUUGAUAAAAACUAAUAUUAAAUCAUUUUGAUUAUCAUUAUCAUUAUCAUUAUCAUUAUCAUUAUCAUUAUCAUAAGAUCCUUAAUAUUCCCAAUUCUGUCCCAAGGUAAUCCCUGUCAGAUUAUUUUCAGAACACUCCCAGCUCGGUAAUCCUAGGAGGGUCUACAAGUAGACUCACAUGGACAGACCAAUCUGUUUUACUAUCUGCGCAACACGCGAGGGAAUAUUGGAUGCCGUAUCUAAGAUAACUUGAAAGGAAUUUACCUUAGGAAUACAGCCUUUAUGGAUGAGAAAUUUUCUCUUACUCUUCAUCCUCUCUUGCUUAC